GCUUCAAAGACUCGAUCCAAAGUGCUCCGAACUGUGCGUGCCAUGGACUUCUAACAGAAGCCAAUGGUGUCGCCUCCCAGCUUGUCUCCGCGCCGCCCCCGCUUUGGUGACGAGGAAGAUCGGGGUCGGCGCAACAGCGGGUCCAUCGACCGCUUCCGAGACUCCUCACGGGCACGCCAGUCUUCCAGGCCGCCGGAGGAUCGCUCGCGGCUGUCCUUGUCCAGGCGGCUUUCACCCUCAGGCAGCCUCGACCUCUCGCCAAAGAGCAGCGAGGCUGGCACGCUCUCCAGCCAGUUUGCCGCAACUGCCCACCUCUUCGAAUCUGGCCUCAGUCUAGGCCUGUCUCCUUCAGGCAGCGCCUUGCCCCGCACUCCAAGUCGGCACCGUGACGAUGCCAGCGACUACUCAGAUGACUUUGAGGCACCCCAAGCGCGAGCAACGACCAUGAGGGCACCUGGGAUUGGGGUCAGACCAGGAACUCCUCCUGCUCGACCAGCAACGCCGUCGCAGCCAGCAAGGCCAGCACCAGCAGCACCUGGCGCACCUGCAGUGCCAGCCAGGCCAGCGCCCGCCGCACCUGGCGCACCCGCAGUGCCAGCACGGCCAGCGCCCGCCGCACCUGGCGCACCCUCAGUGCCAGCAAGGCCAGCCCCCGCCGCACCUGGCACACCCGCAGUGCCAGCAAGGCCGGCACCCGCCGCACCUGGCGCACCCGCAGUGCCAGCAAGGCCAGCGCCCGCCGCACCUGGAGCACCCGCAGUGCCAGCAAGGCCGGCGCCCGCCGCACCUGGCGCACCCGCAGUGCCAGCAAGGCCAGCGCCCGCCGCACCUGGCGCACCCGCACCCGGUGCACCCGCCGUGCCAGCAAGGCCCGCAUCAGCAGCACCCGGUGCACCCGCAGUGCCAGCAAGGCCAGCACCAGCAGCACCUGGCAUAGCAGCGGCCCCAGCGGCUCCUGUUAUUCCUGGCUUGCCAGCGAGGCAAAGUCCUGCUGCACCCGCACUGCCCGUGGCGCCCGCAGUGCCCAUGCCAGCACAACCUGCGGCUCCUGCACCUAUACCUGCAGUAGCUGCCGUGCCAGCACCCCCCGGUUCUGCAUUGACUCCUCCAGUGCCGCCUUCGCCGUACCCAGAAAUCCCCAGUGUGCCUGGUGUACCACUUCCCCCACCGCCGCCACCGCCGCCAGAUCCAGCCAUGGUGGAGGCAAAGCAGGACGACGAGGCGCUGCUCCAGAUGUUGGGGGACUCCCCGCUGCGGCGAAGGAGCCGAUCCCUGAAGACCUUGCGCCGUGGCAGCCGCAAGCUGCAGGUGGUGGUGCAGCACCGCCGCGAGCUGUGCAGCGCCAUUUGCGAGGUGCUGCAGCUGCCAGACCUGGUGCUGGACGCCGACGUGACCGUCGCUGGGGUGCGCCUGAAACGCGGCAUGCAGCUCGUGCCGCCGGCUGCCGCGGGCACGGGCCUGGCACGGUCCAAGGAGCUGCUGCAGCGGGGCCUGGAGAAGGCGGUGAAGCUUACCUUCGCCUGGCCGGACCAUUUGGAGGACCCUCACUUCAUGGCGCUACCCUGGAAGUGCCCGCAGUGCCGCUUCCCCUACUGGGUUCAGGCGCCUGAGGCGUUGUCCGGCAUCUCUUUGCUGCGGAGCGCCCUGCCUGGCGUGGAGCAGUAUGUGGACGGCCCUGCGCGGGAUUUGUGGGCCCUGAGCGGCCUAGCGCGCAGGGAGAGCCUCACGGAGCACCAGCUCCGCGAGAUGGACAACAGUUUCAGCGCCGGCAAGGUGCAGUGCAGCGCUUGUGCCAAGCGCCUCACUUGGAGUACGGUGAACUGUUGUCUGCUUUGUGGCCUCUACGUUUGCCACAUUUGCAUCUACCGCGCCCGCGCUGAUCGGAGAACGCUUUGCUGCCCAGCUGGGCCAGCUGAGGGGAAAGCAGGGGUCUACUACUCGCUGCUCUCCUCGCAUCUCGAGGGCCGCUUCGAUCUUUCUCCUGUCUUGGACUUCGGGAGCUUGGAGAGGUUUUUGGUCGAGGGCUCCGGGUGCCGGCUGCUUCAGCGCAAGGCUGGCCUUCUCGAGCCCUUGCGAAGCCAUGCAGAGUGCUACGGCAGGGCUGCGCUGCUGCAGGCACAAGCCCAGCAGCUGCAGGGCGAGGAGCGUCUGAAGCUCUUGCACGAGGCCCGGGAUGCCCUGCAGCAGUCUAUGGCCAUGAAAGCCCCAGGUGGUUUGUACAAAAUGGAAACUGGUGUCAGUGCGGACCCCCGUGUGUGGUACCUCCUCGGGUUGGUGCUUUGCGACCUGGGCUCCUUUGAAGAAGCGCGCCAGGUCUACCGGCAAGCGCUUUGCCGGCUGCCCAUGUACUACUUUGCCCACGUUGUGCACUUCAACCUGGCCUUGUUGCGGAGCCGGCAGCGGGACUCCGGCGCGGCGGCCGCCAGCUGCAGCGCGCUGCUGGAGCUGAGGCGCUGCUGCCGGGCCCUGCGCAGGCAAGAAGGACCAGGAGAAGCUUGCUGGAUUUGUGGCAGGCAGGUACCAGAGGCGUGAGUUCUAUGGCGUCCAUCUGUCUGGCUGUGCCAAAGAGCAUUUGCCAGGAAGCAGAGCCUUUCCAGAAGCGAAUUCGGCCGGGCAUGUGGAUAUUGCCAGUGGAGCGCCAGGGCAUGUACAUAGAACACAGCCAGCCUGGUUUCCAGAAUGCAUCUUGCAGGAUUCCGCA
Messenger RNA from Effrenium voratum, 2701 nucleotides. NCBI's taxonomy places the organism in Eukaryota, Dinophyceae, Suessiales, Symbiodiniaceae. The record is from the annotation of a GenBank genome assembly.